Enhydra lutris kenyoni (northern sea otter) is the source of this 1191-nucleotide messenger RNA. It is a transcript of the gene APTX, whose product is annotated as aprataxin. The transcript has 8 exons. Lineage: Eukaryota; Metazoa; Chordata; Mammalia; Carnivora; Mustelidae. Bases 42 to 1070 code for a protein of 342 amino acids. Gene Ontology annotation, molecular function: protein binding; mismatched DNA binding; DNA 5'-adenosine monophosphate hydrolase activity. Gene Ontology annotation, biological process: single strand break repair; double-strand break repair. Gene Ontology annotation, cellular component: nucleus. The record is from RefSeq and is a predicted model, not a curated record.
AGAGUGACCUGGGUUUGUCUGUGUCCGCCGUGUCGAGAGUAAUGAUGCGGGUGUGCUGGUUGGUGAGACAGGAUAACCGGCACCAGCGAAUCAAACUUCCACAUUUGGAAGCAGUCAUGGUUGGGCGUGGUCCAGAGACCAAGAUCGUUGACAAGAAAUGUUCUCGACAACAAGUACAGUUGAAAGCAGAGUGUAACAAAGGAUACGUCAAGGUAAAGCAGGUAGGGGUCAAUCCCACCAGCAUUGACUCAGUCAUAAUUGGGAAGGACCAAGAGGUGAAGCUGCAGCCUGGCCAGGUUCUCCACAUGGUGAAUGAACUUUAUCCAUAUAUCGUAGAAUUUGAAGAAGAGGCAGAGAGCCCUGGCCUGGAAACACCCAGGAAGAGAAAGAGGUCAGGCAGCAGUGAUUCUAUAGAAAGAGAUGCUGCCCAGGAAGCGGAGUCCUGUACAGGACUGGAACCUGGGAGUGAUCCUAGCCAAUCUGCUCUGCCCUCAAAAAAGGGGAAAGAUAUAUCUACCAAAAAGGAAUCAUUGGGCCACUGGAGUCAAGGCUUGAAAAUUUCUAUGCAGGAUCCCAAAAUGCAGGUUUACAAAGAUGAGCAGGUGGUGGUGAUUAAGGAUAAAUAUCCCAAGGCUCGUCACCACUGGCUGGUCUUACCGUGGGCUGCCAUUUCCAGUCUGAAGGUUGUGACCAGGGAACACCUUGAGCUUCUCAAACACAUGCACACUGUGGGGGAAAAGAUGAUCACAGAUUUUGCUGGGUCCAGCAAACUCCGCUUCCGAUUGGGUUACCAUGCCAUUCCCAGCAUGAGCCAUGUACACCUUCAUGUGAUCAGCCAGGAUUUUGAUUCUCCUUGCCUUAAAAACAAAAAGCAUUGGAAUUCUUUCAAUACAGAAUACUUCCUAGAAUCACAAGCUGUGAUAGAGAUGGUACAGGACACUGGCAGAGUGAGUGUCCGGGAUGGGAUGCCUGAGCUCUUGAAGCUGCCUCUCCGUUGUCACGAGUGUCAGCAGCUGCUGCCUUCCGUUCCUCAGCUGAAAGGGCAUCUCAGGAGGCAUUGGCCAAAGUGAUUCCGUGGAGCCUGGACUUUUGCAGCAGGUGUGGCUGAUUGUUUAGAACAAAGUCCUUGCACCUGUUCUGGAUUGCCUGUGAACUUUUAUUUCUUGAAUUAAAACAUGCAGCCUUUUUUUU